Molecule: messenger RNA, 2698 nt
Organism: Acanthopagrus latus (yellowfin seabream)
Lineage: Eukaryota; Metazoa; Chordata; Actinopteri; Spariformes; Sparidae
Gene: mpx
Product: myeloid-specific peroxidase
Exons: 16
Coding region: 239-2563 (774 amino acids)
Biological process (GO): response to oxidative stress
Molecular function (GO): heme binding; peroxidase activity
Source: RefSeq, a predicted model, not a curated record
AGAACAUUAUCACUAUCAGUUGGCCAGAAACAACAAGUGAUAAGAACAAAAGAUUUCCUUGAGCGACGAUAGAAGGAAGAAGGAACUGUUCUUUUACUGUAGUCUCAUCUGGACAACCCCAGGGGCGAGGCCUCAGAGGACUGAAUAUAAGGAGGGACGCGACGUUUGACACAGCAUCGCUAACUCAAGCUCUCCAAGAGCAUCUGAAAUCUUCACAGCUAUCUUCACUGACACAGAGAUGAUUUUCUCUGUCCUUCUUGUGCUGGGUGUCUGCUUGGUGCCGGCUCACUCCAAACCAGCAGAAGAAUAUUUGGGCAGUCCUCUCCUUCAAACCUGUUUUGAAGAGGCAAAGAAACUUGUGGAUGAUGCAUACAAGUACUCCAGAGAAGAGAGUCUGAGACGAGUCCGCAGGGAAGUGGUGAAACCUCACGAUGCUCUCCGUCUGUUGAAGCAGCCUCGGGCUGACACACGCUCAGCUGUAAGAUCUGCAGACUACAUGGCACAGACCUUCCGUCUGCUUAACGAAAGGGUGCAUCGUGUGCACAAACGCUCACUCAACGCAACAGACUUGCUCUCUGAAGAGGACCUGAGGAGGCUUUCAGAAAUAAGUGGAUGUGCAGCUCGAGUCAGACUCCCACAGUGCCGCACCACACCAAACGUUAACAAGUAUCGCACCAUCACCAGCAUCUGCAACAACUUAAAUAACCCUCGCCUUGGAGCUGCCAACACUCCCUUUGCCCGCUGGCUACCUGCUGAAUACGACGACGGCGUCUCUGAACCGAAAGGCUUCAGAAACCAGACAUUCAACAGCUUCUUCCUCCCACUGGUCCGACAGGUGUCCAACAACAUCCUAAGCACAAGGGACGAAGAUGUGGUUAACGACAGAGAAUUCACUCACAUGGUAACCUUGUUCGGGCAGUGGAACGACCACGAUCUCACCUUCACGCCCUUCUCUCCCAGCAUCCGCUCCUUCAGCAACGGGGUGAACUGUGAUGAAAGCUGUGAGAACAUCGAGCCAUGUAUCCCCAUCCCGAUUCCUCCUGGCGACCCCCGCUUGCCAACCGGCCCAGACAGCUGCAUCCCUGCUUUCAGAUCAGCCCCUGUUUGCGGAACAGGAUUCUCGGCCUACAAUUUUGGAGGAGAAGCCAACAGGAGAGAACAGAUCAAUGCCCUGACAGCCUACCUGGAUCUCAGCCAGGUGUACGGCUCUGAGAAUAAGCUUGCCCAGUUUCUUCGAAACCUCACAAGUGAUGAUGGCCUGUUGCGCGUCAAUACAGAGUUCAGAGACAACGGACGUGAGCUGCUGCCCUUCAACCCGAUGGUGAUGAACAUGUGCGCCACCCGCAGAAGAGUCACCAAUGACUCCAACGCCAGAGAGGUUCCCUGUUUCAUUGCAGGUGAUGUCCGCGUGGACGAGAACAUCGGUCUGACGUCACUCCACACACUGUUUAUGCGAGAGCAUAACCGCCUGGCACGUCAACUGAAGAGACUUAACCCACACUGGGACAGUGAGACUCUCUACCAAGAGGCCCGAAAGAUCAUGGGUGCCUACACACAGGUGUUUGUGUUCAGGGACUAUCUGCCACACAUUGUGGGUGACGAUGCAAUGCGCAGACUGCUUGGCCGUUACCCUGGCUACAAUGACAAGGUGGACGCCAGCAUCUCCAAUGUCUUUGCUACAGCAGCCUACCGCUUCGCCCACUUGGCCAUCCAGCCAAACUUGGCCCGUCUGGAUGCAAAUUACAGGGAGCACCCUCAGUUCCCAAGUGUCUCCUUGUUCAAGGCCUUCUUCUCCCCCUGGAGAAUCAUCUUCGAGGGUGGCAUUGACCCUCUGCUGCGCGGUUUGGUCGGACGUCCUGCUAAACUGAACACUCAGGAUCACAUGAUGGUGGACGCUCUGAGGGAGAGGUUGUUCCAAUUUGUGCAGCAUCUGGCUUUGGACCUGGGCUCUCUCAACAUGCAGAGAGGACGUGAUCACGGCCUGCCCGGCUACAAUGCUUUUCGCAAGUUCUGUGGCCUGUCUCAGCCCAGGAACCAGGCAGAGCUCGGUCAGGUCCUGAACAACAGCGACCUGGCCCGCAGGCUGCUGCAGCUCUAUGGCACACCCGACAACAUCGACAUCUGGCUGGGAGGCGUGGCAGAGCCAUUCGUCCAGGGCGGUCGUGUUGGGCCUCUGUUUGCCUGCCUCAUUGCAAAACAGUUCCAGAGGAUCCGCCAGGGUGACAGGCUGUGGUACCAGAAGCCGGGCGUCUUCACCUCACGCCAGAGAGUCGCUCUGUCCUCUGCCACGCUGUCCAGGAUCAUCUGUGACAACACCGGGAUCACGUCAGUCCCCUCUGACGCUUUCAGCGUCAUUUCAAACAGGAACCGACUCGUCCGUUGCUCCAGCAUCAGACGCCUGAACCUGUCGGCCUGGAGGGAAACAUCCUCCUGCACAGGGCCAAGCUGUUAUCCAGUCAAUGGACAAGAGGAUAUGGAUGCGAAUUUGCUGGACCCCGAGGACCCAGAGGACCCAGAGGUCCCCGAGGACGAAGGGGAACUCGAGGACAACGAGGUCCAGUAGGACCCCCUGGCCCGAGAGGUCCACCUGGACUGCCCGCACUUAGCACCAACUCUUCACAGUCACAAUCUGCCUUUUCCGUCCGCUUGGGCCUGCAAAACCCAUCCUCAGUGAAAAUCCUUCAUUUCCAACAGGUCA